Molecule: messenger RNA, 2131 nt
Organism: Sipha flava (yellow sugarcane aphid)
Lineage: Eukaryota; Metazoa; Arthropoda; Insecta; Hemiptera; Aphididae
Product: TBC1 domain family member 12-like
Exons: 8
Coding region: 397-1899 (500 amino acids)
Source: RefSeq, a predicted model, not a curated record
CCAGAGCAAAUUAUUUAAUUAUGACAGAGUGCGGACUACUAACUAUAGGCUGCUGUAAGCGCUACAGGUACGGCGUAUCAUGGCAGUACGGGUUUUAGACGACGGGACAAAGCCGAUGAUUGGCUUAACGUUGAACAACUCGAUAGUUGGGUCAAGAACAGCCGAUGAUACUUAUAGUUGUCGCGUUUAGAUAAUAUAUUAGAAUUCCUUUUGAUUUCAUCAUCAUUCGGACAUAGAAUACCGAAAUGUUUCGAUGAGAUAGCAAUAAAAGUUAUAAAAAACGAUUCGUGCAAAAAACUGACGUUCAAUUGUAAUUCAAAAAUUAUGGUAUUGAAAGAAGAAUGUCCAUUAAUUCUUUGUUCAUAAUACCACCACAUAAACAAUUAUUCAUCAUUGAUGAACGAUUCAGGACCAAUUAAUCCAUUAGACAAUGGAUGUUUGUCUUAUUAUUUUGAUGACUUGUCAAUCAGUGAUCAAGAAACUGUAGCUGAAGAUGUCACCUAUACAAUCGAUUCGGACGAUAGUAGUUGCUCUAGGACAGCAUGUUCAUCCAUCUUUGGCUCAGGUCCCGAUGAAUUAGAAUCAGAAGCAGCAUUGCAUUCAUCAUGUAGUGGUAGCAUUUCAAAAUCCAAUGAAUGUCUCAUUGACAUUGAUUCAUCGAUUGAUUCUACUAGUCUAAACAUUGGGAAAAGAACUGAAGAUUGUUUAGUUUCAAUUUCAGGUACUCUCAAGUCCAAUCAAAAGAAGAAUUAUGUUGGUGUUAAGUCUUUUGAUUGCACAAGCAACACGACUGUUGACAACAAAGAAAAAGUAGCCGGUAGUACUGCAUUAAUUUUAAAUUGUAGACCUGUUGAAAUUCCUGCCAAAUCAAUCAGUGAGCAAUUGGAACAUGAAAGACUUUAUGAGGAAAUUUUACAAAAUGUUAAGAAAAAAAAAUCUGAAGAAGCAAAAAAACAAAAAGAAAAUUUAAAACAAAAAUUAAAAAAUGAACAACGAUUGACUUAUAUUACGCAGAUUUGGACACAAGAAAUAAUUCCAAAUUGGAAUCAAAUGAGUCAGACAAAAAGAUGCCAUAAUCUUUGGUGGAAUGGUUUGCCUUCUAGUGUACGGGGUAAAGUUUGGUGUUUGGCUAUUGGCAAUGAUCUAAUAAUCAAUGAAGAACUUUACAAGAGUUGUGUUACAAAUUCCUUGAGCAAAUUUAAUGAUUCAGAAGGUAGCAUGCAUUGCCUAGAAUACAUUCAUCUAGAUAUUACUCGUACAUUUCCUCAUUUGGGCAUUUUUCAGCAAAAUGGUCCAUACUUUGAAGUAUUAAAAAGGAUUCUUAGUGCUUAUGUUAGUCUACGGCCGGAUAUCGGUUACGUUCAAGGCAUGUGUUUUAUAGCUGCUAUUUUACUUUUAAAUAUGGAAGAAGUUGAUGCAUUUAUUUGUCUUGUUAAUUUAAUGGAGUCUCCAUGUUUGAAUGCAUUUUACACUGUAAACCAACAUUUGAUGAUGUCAUAUUUUUCUACUUAUAAUGAUCUACUUAAAUUUAAUUUGAAAAAACUUAAUAAUCACUUUAAUCAAAUUGGUCUUACUUCUGAAAUGUAUUUGGUUGAUUGGAUUUAUUCAGUAUUUGCAAAAUCUAUGAAUUUAGAAUUAUCAUCUAUUAUUUGGGAUAACUUUGUAAAGGAUAAGGAUCAAUUCUUAUUUCGUGCUGCUCUAGGAAUCUUACGCAGCAAUGAAUCUCUACUAAUGGAAAUGGAUUCAAUUGCAUGUGCUCAGUAUUUAACCAAAUUACCUGAAAGUUUUACUUCAAGUGCGUUGUUAAAAUCAACUGCAUCUAUCCGUAUGUCAAUUGGAAAACAAUCAUUUAGUAAUUUACUGAUUUAUCAUCAAGAAAAAUAUGCCCAAAACAGUUAAUUUUUUCUGGCAUGGUGAAUGGUACUGUUGAUCAAUUAAUUUUUCCUAUUAUUCCAUGUUGGUUAGUGGUGCUAACAAAGUAUUUUUUUCUUUUUUACUAAAUUGAUGGUUAGUGUUCCUGACCACCAUAAUUAAUUAGUUCUUGUAUCAUCAGUUGUUAGCAUUUAUCAAUAAAUAAUACUAUUUUGAUUUAUUGCUAUGUUGGAAAAAAUUUAAAUGUGUUUAUUAUUAU